This is a messenger RNA of Danio rerio (zebrafish), 2055 nucleotides long. RefSeq names its product leucine rich repeat and fibronectin type III domain containing 1 (gene lrfn1). Gene Ontology annotation, cellular component: synapse; membrane. The record is from RefSeq and is marked validated. Lineage: Eukaryota; Metazoa; Chordata; Actinopteri; Cypriniformes; Danionidae.
AGAUGCUGAAGCUGCUGUUUCACUGGACGAUUAUUUGAAGGUCAGACGCAGAUUCGACACACAAAGGUCAGGAUUGGCAGCACUUCCAGCAUGCGGACAACAUUUUAGUCAAGCAGGUGGCAUCACUCCAGUUACCCAGAAGCCCUUGAAACGACGAGCGAUGCCCUUUUGAAAUGACUGACACCGGAACAAACUUCAUAUCUGGUGCCGGUAGCUGAUUGGUCAUGGAGAGGCUGGUGUUUUGUGUGCUGGUGUUUGGUGCGCUGGCGAAGGCUCAGCUCUGUCCAGGCCGCUGCAUCUGUCAGACCAUCUCCCCCACACUCACCCUCCUGUGCGCCAAAACCGGUCUGCUGUUCGUGCCGCCCACCGUCGACCGCAAAACCGUGGAGCUGCGGCUCACAGACAACUUCAUCACGGCCGUGCGCAGGAAAGACUUUCUGAACAUGACCAGUUUAGUGCAUCUGACGCUCUCCAGAAACACCAUCAGCCAGAUCGCGCCGCACGCUUUCAUGGGCCUCAAAUCCCUGCGCGCUUUGCACAUGGACGGGAACCGCCUCAGCGUCAUCAACAGCAACCAACUCAAAGGCCUGAUGAACCUCAGACACCUGAUUUUAGGAAACAACCAGAUCCACCACAUUGAAGAGUCCUCCUUUGACGAGUUCGUCGCCACCAUCGAGGAUCUGGAUUUAUCCUACAACAACCUGCGGACUUUACCAUGGGAAGCCAUCGCUCGAAUGACUAACAUAAACACGCUGACCUUGGACCACAACCUGAUCGACCACAUCGGUGUGGGCACGUUCACGCUGCUCACCAAACUAGUGCGUCUGGACAUGACCUCCAACAGGCUGCAGACUCUCCCUCCGGACACGCUUUUCCAGCACGCGCAGGUUCUGUCCGAGCCCAAGACUUCCAGCUCGUCCAGGCUGACGGUCAGCUUCGGGGGAAACCCUCUGCACUGUAACUGCGAGCUGCUAUGGCUGAGACGGCUGACCCGAGAGGAUGAUCUGGAGACUUGUGCUUCUCCUGAACACCUGAUGGACAAAUACUUCUGGUCCAUUCAGGAGGAGGAGUUCAUCUGUGAGCCGCCGCUCAUCACCAAACACCAGGUCACCAAGCCGUAUGUGAUGGAGGGUCAGGGCGUGACUCUGAAGUGUAAAGCCAUGGGUGACCCUGAUCCCGCAAUCCACUGGCGCUUCCCGGACGGCAAACUGGUGCACAACAACUCCCGCACCAUUUUAUACGACAACGGCACGCUGGACAUCCUGAUCACCACACUGAAGGACAGCGGUGCCUUUAACUGCGUGGCGUCUAAUGCUGCGGGCAUCGCCACCGCUGCCGUACAUGUACACAUGAUCCCGCUACCCCUGCUGGUCAACAACACAGGCCACAUGCGGGAGGCUGACCCAGGACUCUCCGACAUCAGCACCUCCUCCAGGUCCAGCAGCAACGACAGCAAAACACACAGCAAGAGGGUCCUGGUGGAGAAUCUGACCGCUCACUCCGCCGUCAUACACUGGCCCUCAGAGAGACACAUUCCUGGCAUCCGCAUGUACCAGAUCCAGUACGAGCUGUGCGUGUUAGCGGUGUAUGACGACGGCAUCACGUCGCUGACGGCGACGCGCGUGGUGGGCUGCGUUCACUUCCACACUCUGCCGGAGACUAACCAGUGCCGCUUCGUGCCCAGCCAGUUUCUGGGAGGAACCAUGAUCAUCAUCAUCGGCGGCAUCAUCGUGGCCUCCGUGCUGGUCUUCAUCAUCAUCCUUAUGAUCCGCUAUAAAGCCUACAGCGGCGGUGGAGGAGACACAGCUAAAGCUAAAGCUGGAGGAGACGUCAGUGUUCAUGUGCACUCGCAGACCAACGGCAGCAGAUCCGCAGCCACCAAACAGAGCGAAGAGCCGCCCGAGUCGCCCGCCGGGAAACACUGCAAGGCCCUGGUGCUCCUCAAAAUGGUUCUGCCCAUAUUACACUUACUUUUUUAGAUGUUUAUUCAUUUAAAAGUAAAGAAAAUAAGAAAAUAGUAAAAUAAAUAUGGACCUCCUUCUGUCAAAAAUGGAA